CACAUUUUUAUCUGAGCCCGGUGAUUGUGACAGAUUUGCCAAAUGACACACAUACACAAACACACACAUUUAUGGACACACAAGGGGACACAAACAGAGGGGAGGUUGCUCUGCCCAGGGAGGGACCAGAGAGCAUUAGGCUCCAGCUAUAAAACCCUCGAAGGAUGAGGCCAGAGUCCUGCCCUGAACUGGACAGUACUUCCUUCCUUUGUGCCAGGACACUGUCAGGACAGGCAGCAAGAGAGCCUCCGACAUGAACGACAUCUACAAGGCAGCGGUUGAGCAGCUGACAGAUGAACAGAAAAAUGAGUUUAAGGCCGCCUUUGACAUCUUCGUACAGGAUGCAGAGGACGGCUGCAUCAGCACCAAAGAGCUGGGGAAGGUAAUGAGGAUGUUAGGUCAGAACCCCACACCAGAGGAGCUGCAGGAGAUGAUUGACGAGGUGGAUGAAGAUGGGAGUGGCACAGUGGACUUUGAUGAGUUCUUAGUCAUGAUGGUGAGAUGCAUGAAGGACGACAGCAAAGGGAAGUCAGAGGAAGAACUGGCAGAGCUGUUUCGGAUGUUUGACAAAAACACAGAUGGUUAUAUUGACCUGGAUGAGCUGAAAAUGAUGCUGGAGUCCACAGGAGAGGCCAUUACAGAGGACGACAUCGAGGAAUUGAUGAAGGAUGGGGACAAAAAUAACGAUGGCAAAAUUGACUACGAUGAGUUCUUGGAGUUCAUGAAAGGAGUGGAGUAAGCCUGUAAACGAGAGGGUGAUGUUUUUGUAUUUUUUUGCAACUCCUCUGCCAUCUUGUGAAGCUGGAAGCCAAAUUGGAUGUAGUUGAUAAAAACAAUUGGAUGACUUUGUAAGAUUAAGUCAAAUAUCAUCUUUCAAACUUUCUGUAUUUUUCUAUCAUGUCUCUUGCAUUGUUGUAAAUGCAGUUGUGACUUUUGGUGCCCAUGUAUACCGAUUUUUUUGUAAAUGUAUCCAAAUUACUUAUGUCUUUGGGUUUUUUUUUUGUUUUUUGUUUUUUUUUACAGAGGCCAGAUACCACCCUCCUUUUGGCUGUUUGAAAUAUGAAUGCUAUGUUUGUCUCCAGCUAAAUUCUUUAUCUCGAAAGUGCCCCAUUGAGCUUACAAAUCCUUUUACUAAGAGGCUACUGUUUACUUGGGCAGAAAAUGUGCAAAAAAGCAAAACAUAUCUCUGAGUAAACACAGUUUUAUAGCAAUCUCUGCUAGACCAAUCAUAUUAUAAGAAUAAUGUGCUGGAUACAGCUCAUUUCAUGGAUACAUUUCUGGAUGUGGAAAAUGUCUUCAGGACUUUUUAUUCCCCUAUAUUACCCCUGGAAAAUCUGCAAGGUCGGCUUGAAAUUUGCACUCAUAUAAUAAACAAGAUGUAUU
Molecule: messenger RNA, 1383 nt
Organism: Pelmatolapia mariae (spotted tilapia)
Lineage: Eukaryota; Metazoa; Chordata; Actinopteri; Cichliformes; Cichlidae
Gene: tnnc1a
Product: troponin C type 1a (slow)
Exons: 6
Coding region: 254-739 (161 amino acids)
Cellular component (GO): myosin II complex
Molecular function (GO): calcium ion binding
Source: RefSeq, a predicted model, not a curated record